AUGUCCCGCGCGGAUCCAUCACAGGAUAUCAAAGCUUCCACCAGAUCCGGGACAGAGUUAGCCGGCGGAGAGUCAUCGGUAGUGUCCUCUAACACCCGGGCUGUGGGCUCAAGCCUCGGUCUUCCGGCUGUUGUCCUGGACUUGCGAUCGGUGAACGAGGAAACCAAAGCGUUAAUCGACGACCCCGCACAAACGCGCGAGAAGUUUGGCGUCAUCAUUCUGGCGAAUACAGCGCAGACCUCCAAUUAUGCCGCCCAGUUCCUCGCGUUCCAUCUUCUCGACAAAUGGCUCGGGGUCCCCGGACAGCAGAGGUUCGACUGGGAUCGAAGAAACUGGUCACUGAUCGAGCAAGAAAAACAAUGGGUGGCGGACAAAAUCAACUAUCGCUCUCCGAUUGUUCUCCCGCUCAUGUUACCAUUGGACGAAUAUGCUGGCACGUACACUCGCGCGGGCUAUAAGGAUGUCACCGUGUACUUGGACAGCGAAGGUGUUUUGCGCGCCGAUCGGAAGGAUAUGACCUGGCUAGAAACGAUCACGUUCCAUCAUGUGUCAGGGGAGCAUUUCCUGAUACAUUCGGUAUAUCACGAGGAUUUUGGGGCUUUUUGCCCCGAGGUCUACGAUGCUGAGUUUCGACUUAGCAUUGAAGGAAAGCCCUGGACCUUGGGGAUUGCCUGGGAGAGAGCAAUGGGUGGUGAAAAGAUCUGGUUCGUGAGGACCUAG
Penicillium odoratum is the source of this 720-nucleotide messenger RNA. Its product is annotated as beta-lactamase/transpeptidase-like protein. Lineage: Eukaryota; Fungi; Ascomycota; Eurotiomycetes; Eurotiales; Aspergillaceae. The record is from RefSeq and is a predicted model, not a curated record. The transcript is spliced from 4 exons. The coding region runs from base 1 to 720 and encodes 239 amino acids.